UGGCUCGAGGAGACGCCGGCGCUGGAGAGAGCGCUGCGCCGCUGGCCUCUAAGGGACCGCGGGGUCCGCCGCUGCUGCUCACUGCUGCUGGCCGCUUCCAGCCUUCACCGAGAGGGUUUCUGCAUUCUAAAGGAAAAAUAAGCUUGAUUGCAGUACAGCUACACUCUAGAUCAAUUCUGAUAUUAUAUAUCUCCUUUGGACUUUGUACACUGACCUCCUCUGUCCCUUGCCCUUACCUAUUAGGUUGGUGUGGAAAUUAAAACAACACAGAUAUUUUGACUGUGGCUUUGAUCAAGCAAAUGCUAAAAAGCCACAUAAAGAAGAUCCUUAACAGUAAUUUCUCAACAAUUAUAUAGUCAACUGAUGUAACAAUGGUACUAAUAUUGGGACGAAGACUAAACAGAGAGGAUCUCGGGGUGCGUGAUUCCCCAGCAACUAAGCGUAAAGUUUUUGAAAUGGACCCUAAAUCUCUGACAGGCCGUGAGUUUUUUGACUUCUCUUCAGGAUCAUCCCAUGCUGAAAACAUACUCCAGAUAUUUAAUGAAUUCCGAGAUAGCCGCUUAUUCACAGAUGUUAUCAUUUGUGUGGAAGGAAAAGAAUUUCCUUGCCAUAGAGCUGUUCUCUCAGCCUGUAGUAGCUACUUCAGAGCUAUGUUUUGUAAUGACCACAAGGAAAGCCGAGAAAUGUUGGUUGAAAUCAAUGGUAUUUUAGCUGAAGCUAUGGAAUGUUUUCUGCAGUAUGUUUAUACUGGAAAGGUGAAGAUCACCACAGAGAAUGUACAAUAUCUCUUUGAAACAUCAAGCCUCUUUCAGAUUAGUGUUCUCCGUGAUGCAUGUGCGAAGUUCUUGGAGGAGCAACUUGAUCCUUGUAAUUGCUUGGGAAUCCAGCGCUUUGCGGAUACCCAUUCACUCAAAACACUCUUCACAAAAUGCAAGAAUUUUGCAUUACAGACUUUUGAGGAUGUGUCCCAGCAUGAAGAAUUUCUUGAGCUUGACAAAGAUGAACUUAUUGAUUAUAUUUGUAGUGAUGAACUUGUUAUUGGUAAAGAGGAGAUGGUUUUUGAAGCCGUCAUGCGUUGGGUCUAUCGUGCUGUUGAUCUGAGAAGACCGCUGUUACAUGAGCUCCUGACACAUGUGAGACUCCCUCUGUUGCAUCCCAACUACUUCGUUCAAACAGUUGAGGUGGACCAAUUGAUUCAGAAUUCUCCUGAGUGUUACCAGUUGCUGCAUGAAGCAAGACGGUACCACAUACUUGGGAAUGAAAUGAUGUCCCCAAGGACUAGGCCACGAAGGUCAACUGGCUAUUCUGAGGUGAUAGUUGUCGUUGGAGGUUGUGAACGAGUUGGAGGAUUUAAUCUUCCCUACACUGAGUGCUAUGAUCCUGUGACAGGAGAAUGGAAGUCUUUGGCUAAGCUUCCAGAAUUUACCAAAUCAGAGUAUGCUGUCUGUGCGCUAAGGAAUGACAUUCUUGUUUCAGGUGGAAGAAUUAAUGGCCGUGAUGUCUGGAUUUAUAACUCACAGUUAAAUAUUUGGAUCAGAGUUGCUUCUCUAAAUAAAGGCAGAUGGCGUCACAAAAUGGCUGUCCUCCUUGGUAAAGUAUAUGUUGUUGGAGGCUAUGAUGGGCAAAACAGACUUAGCAGCGUAGAAUGUUAUGAUUCCUUUUCAAAUCGAUGGACUGAAGUUGCUCCCCUUAAGGAAGCAGUGAGUUCUCCUGCCGUGACUAGCUGUGUAGGCAAAUUGUUUGUGAUUGGUGGAGGACCUGAUGAUAAUACUUGUUCUGAUAAGGUUCAAUCUUAUGAUCCAGAAACCAAUUCUUGGCUACUUCGUGCAGCUAUCCCUAUUGCCAAGAGGUGUAUAACAGCCGUCUCCUUAAACAACCUGAUUUAUGUUGCUGGUGGACUGACCAAGGCAAUAUACUGUUAUGAUCCAGUUGAAGAUUACUGGAUGCAUGUACAGAAUACAUUCAGCCGACAGGAAAACUGUGGUAUGUCUGUGUGUAAUGGUAAAAUAUAUAUCCUGGGUGGAAGACGGGAAAAUGGAGAAGCCACAGACACUAUUCUCUGUUAUGAUCCUGCAACAAGUAUCAUCACAGGGGUGGCUGCAAUGCCCAGGCCAGUGUCCUAUCAUGGCUGUGUGACUAUUCAUAGAUACAAUGAGAAAUGCUUUAAGCUCUAAAGCCAGGAUACCUCACCCAAGAAGCCACACCCAUCCAAGAUGAGAGGUUUUAAAAACUCCAGAGUGGGAACUUGACAUAUCUCCUUUGUGCCAUAUGCACAAAAAAGUAAAAAUAAUAAUUGUGGUGCCUUUCUCCCCAAAAUAUCGAUCUUUCAAACUGUAAUAAAGCCUUUCUGUAAUUGAAAAAAAAUUUUGUUGUUGUUGUUGUUGAAGGUAAUAGUGGUUGUUGCUUGGCUUUGAGAGUCUACCUUUGUAAGUAUUUGUAAGAAACCUAUGUGGAGUAGGAAAUAAUGUCUGCCUGCGUAACUUUCAGGAAUUUGUGAAUGGUCUCUUCAUUUAUGUAUGUUUAUCUGCAAGACUGUAUUUUUUUUUGUCAUAUAUAUAUAGAAAAUUACGUAACUUAAGUCUUCAUUUAUGUUGAAUCACAUAAUGCUUAGAAUGCGUUCUAAGGGGGAAAAAUCAGUUUUAAAAAUUUUUGUCACUAAAAAUAAACUGAUUAAUUCUAUUGGAGCGUUUUUUUCUACAAUUGAUAAAAAUGUAAUGAACAAUUUGAGUAUCAUAAAAUACCGAAUUAUCAUGACUUCGUUAUUAGAAUUGCUAUCUUAUAUAUACUUUUGGGAGGAGGUUGAGUAGGAGAUACAAAAGCAAGUAAAAUGGGGAUUGGAAUUAUAGGUUAAUUCCUAAGAAAAAAGUAUUUAAGACCAUUGGAGGGAAAAUGACCCAUUGUGGCUCUCAAAAUAUUUUUGUAUCAUCUCUCAAAGGAAGCGCCUUUUCUUGAACUGGGCAAAAGGAUUGAAAUCCAUUUUGCAAUAUUGUGAAAAACAGAGACAGAUUUUCUCCCUAGCCCAGUAGAGUUUGACCUCAUUAGUAUGGUGCUUUGGGUGAGGACUUCUUCCCUGGUUAUCCUACUUUCUUGUGAAAACAACUAAAAAUCCUGGGAGUCUCUACUGUUAAGUUGCCUUUAAAGGAUAAAGCAGGGACCACCUAUGUCAGUGGGUCCAUUUUUCUUUUAUAAUUAGCUAUCUGAAAAAACUAACAGCAGUGGUUGCAGUCUCCUAAGAUAAAUCUUUCAUUUGGUACCCAUUGUGUAAAAUAUUGAUCAACAUUCUUAAGCUUCUGUACAACAAGUUGCCUUUGUCUAGAUUUGUCAACUCCAGUUUAUAAAGCUUACUAGUUUUCAGAGAGGAAUGUAAAAUUUUUUUCUAAGGCAAAUGGAAUGGCAGGAAGUACGGCAUUAAGUCAUUAUUGUUAUUCCUGGGUGGACAGAUGUAAUUUACAACAUUUGAGGGAUGUUCCAGGCAGCCGGCUGUAUUUUUACUUCCUAGGCACUAUUGUCGUCUCACAUCAUAAUUAUAUACUCCUUGUCAUAAGAGAGAUGAUGCAAAUAUGUGAUUAUAGUGCCACCAGAUUCCUCUUAAAACCUGGGUAGUAAUCAAAAACCUAUCAUUGAUAAUCAAAACUACUCUUUUUUCUUAUCUUAGAAUGAUACAGAGAUUUCAAAUAACCCUAUGCCUAUGGUUAUAGGGCAUCAACUUUAAUGCUUAGCUGGGAUCUGAAUUCUGAGGAAAACUCUAUAAAAAACCUACAAAUUUUUAGGGAAUUUUUAUUUUUCAAAUCAUAAAAGGAAAUAUGUACUUUCUAUGAUAAUUAUCAGAGCAAUUCAGAAAACAAUUUUCUAUCAUUUUAGUUGAAAGACCAUUGUAGGUACAAAUGGAAUACUUGUUUUAAUUUUAGAGUAAACAUCUACUUCUGCAUUAUACUUUUUGUAGAUAAUGGAACCUAUUUAGUUCAGAAAUUCUUUGUGGUAUGAGAUAAUGUACGAGAAAAGUAUUUUGUAAGUGCUGAGGAUUAUACAAAUGAUACUUGUUAUUUUCAUGUGUGUUUGUAAGAUCAUGCCCAUCCAUAAAUACAGAUACUUUACACACAAAAAAAAAUUUCUGAAGAUAACUUGUAUUCUAGUACUUUUGUCUACUGUAAAAGUAUUAACUAUUUGCUUGUAUUUUGUUAUACAGUUAUUUUUAAUAUUCAUGUGUUGUAGUAAAUUUGAAAUCAAAUCCUACAAAACAGAAUUUGUUUAAACAUAGGCCUCAUACCAACAUUGUUGAAUUUUUUUCGCUACAUAAGUUAAAACUACAUAAAUUAAGGAGGCCAUCAAGAACUUAGCUUGAAUCCUAUGAAAUUAAAGUAGCAAUUUUGAAAGUUACCCAACUGAUAUUUUAACUUCCUUUAAUUAUUUAUCUUCCUUUACUGAUUUUUGAUAAAUAAUGUUGUUAGCAUUGAUAAAAUAAAAAAGAAUUUGAAGGUAUAAUUAGUAUAUCAAAAUGGAUUUAUCAACCAAAUUGGUGUCAGAUUAUAUUUGUACUGUCAUCACAUAGUUGACAAGAUUUUCUUUUGAUAGGUGAUGCUCGUAGAAGCCUUUGGGUUAGUAUGUAUGUAUAUACGUGUGUAUAUAUGUAGAUAGGUAGUAUGGUCAUGUACACACAUAUAUACACACACCAAGAAUUUUAUCAGUUUGUGAUGAUCAGAAAAAAGCACAUAAAAUAAAAAUUAGUUGACCUUAUUAAAUUUAAUUCCAGAAGAUUUUUUAAUUUGGGCAUUUCUAGAAUACUUUUUUACAUUUGAAAGCACAUGAUGAGUAUUAAUUAGUAUGACUUGUAUACAGUCAGAAUCUAUAUGAUACAUACAGUUUUACAAGGUCAGAAAACAAAUUGGAAGUAGAAAGGAGUUUGCUACCCAGCUGUGAUACCUCAGUGGAAAGGGAAUUCAAGGGUAUGUUUUGUGGAUCAAUAGAAAAGUACAGUUUUGGGUGGGGUUUUUUUUUUUUUCCCCAUGAACUUCAGUCCUUUUCAUGUGUUCCUAUAUGUGAGUGAGCUAUAAAGUGAUCUGAUUCUUACAACAGAAGACCUUCUUCCUUUUCUACUCUAAACUUCCCACUGACUUUACUACACAGGUAUGGAAUGGUAGCCUAUUGGAUCUUAAGUAAUCUUUUUUUUCCCUAGAUGACUGAAAUAUAGAUAUUUACUCCAUUUAAACCAGGUGUUAAGAGAAAAUGAUGUAAAUACUCAGGGAGGGUAUUAACUUGUCAUUUUUGUGUAUUUGAGGUGUUUAAAGUACCAUAACUAAAUAACUUUCAGUUCAUGAUUCUAGAGUAAAUUUAAUUUGGUGAAGGGGCUUCACACAUGGCAGUAGUUGAACAUUCAUUUUUUUUAUAUUUAGAAAGAUGAAAAUGUUUUGUGAACUGACACAUUUUCUCAGUGAAUAUGAAUUGCUUAUGUAUCUCUACUGUCAUAUACCCUUUUUGAAACUCAGGAAAGACAAAGGUUCAAUGAUACCACUUUUGUCAAUAUGCAAACCAGGUGUGUUUUUUUCCUGUUGUCUGGAUAUGGCAAUAGAUUUUUAAAAAAAGAAUUGCUGUGAGAACGCAUACAUGAAAAGAGAGAGAUUGAGUUGUUUGUGGGUGCCUUUUGUCUUGAGAUUUAUGUGUGGAAAAGACAUCUUCUACUCCAGACUGUAUUUUCAAAGAGGAGAGAUUGCUAUUUAUGUGGUGCCAAGUGAUAAAAUCAUAUCUCUCAAAGGCUUCCUAUGGACUGCCUUUAUUUUACUAAACUCAAGACACCAGGUAACCUCAACAUAAUUUUGGCCUUAUUAGAAUUUGUUGUGCAUUAUAUUGAAAGCCAGGUUUAUAUCACCUCACCCCAUUAUUCUUUUUAGUUAAAUAAAUAAAUUCACCAUACCAAGUAACGAGAAUGGGGAAUUUGGUUGACCUUUAAGGCAGUAGGUUUGACUAGCUAGCUAUACUUAUUGUCACAUCUAAUACUAGGCACCAGAAACCACUUGAGCCAGGAGUGUGAAUUGAUAAUUCCAGAGACAUUUUCAGUAUACUUCAGACAUUUUUAAAUGUUUUUUAUGAAUGUUUUACAUUUAUGUGAUUUCCUUAGAUAUUAAAUUUACUUAGUGCUAGAGAUGAUCAUCAUAAAUAAUUUUUUUAAAAAACAGCAAUAGUCAUAACUUAUUUUAUAUAUUGUUCCAAAGAAACAAAUUUGUUUUACUGUUUUCAAGAUAACUGCAUCUGAGUUUGUUUAUGUGCCUUAAGGUCUCUAGUGCUAUUUCAACUUUUUUUUUCAAUUUAAAUAAAGCUUACCUGAGGUAAGUUUCAUAUUUGUUUCCUGUAGAGUAAAUAAAGUUCCCUUCUUAAAUUUUUUAAUAAGCACCAACCGUGUGGCUGCUUGGCAGAAUGCGAAUGUUAAGAAAGGUGUUGUUGGGUGUUGGGAGUUUUAUUAUAUUUUGGGUUUUGUUUUUUAUACUAAGGUGCUUUUUAAGAUAUUCAGAAAAACGUCUAUCUUAUAUUGAUUAAACCCUUGUAAACAUCAUCUGCAUUAUCUACAUCUAAUGUCAAAAAAGUAAAUCUACUUAUUUUUGUUCCAUUCUUAUGUACUAUUUCUUUUUCCUCUACAGGCUUUUUCAUUUAUCUUUCUUGAAAAAGUUCUUACUCUUCCCUUCCCCAUCACCCCUCCCUGCAGUUUCCUUAUUUAAAUUUUUGAUGAGAGUUUCUGGAGCUAAGACAACAAAAUUACAGAGUUGAGCAAGAGUAUAAUAUGCUUACAACUUGUACAGACCUGUGGCAGCCAAAUGUCAUUUGCUUUCAGUUAGAGGCUCCAGAGUCUUCACAGUGAAAAAAAAAAAAGUGCUUUAUAUUUCUUUGUUCUCAAUUCAGUUGUAGCACAUUAAUACUUCUGUGUCUUGUUUAAAUAUAUUUUGUGCAUAGUUUUAAUUUUUUAAGAGUUGUAUCAAAUAAAAUGUCUUUUAACCAUUA
Molecule: messenger RNA, 6987 nt
Organism: Diceros bicornis minor
Lineage: Eukaryota; Metazoa; Chordata; Mammalia; Perissodactyla; Rhinocerotidae
Gene: KLHL24
Product: kelch like family member 24
Exons: 9
Coding region: 372-2174 (600 amino acids)
Molecular function (GO): protein binding
Source: RefSeq, a predicted model, not a curated record